AUGCCCACGGAAGCUAAUAAACCCUUAAAUACUGAAACCCAACCUGAACGUGUUACGCUGCCAGAGGAAGUUUUCCGUGGACGAAUGCCAUACUACGUCAAUGAAUAUGCUCACAAAAAGAUCUUCCUGACCUUUUUUAUAGGAACUCUAGUUGGUAUACUCUUUGCAAUCUUAUUAUCUGAACAGAUACUAAUAUGCUUCAUAUUUAGUUGUUUUGCAGUUUUAUCAUUCGUUGUAUCCAUAGUUUUUGCUGCAAUACCAACAAAUGAAUUUACUUCUCAUGCUAAAAUGAAAUUUCUAUCAGAAAUAAUAGAGAAUAAACCAAAUGCAAAUAUUCAAACGUGGACUGUUAUAACAAGUCAUAUAAAUGAGUAUUUAUAUGAUAACGGAUUAUGGAAAACGCCAUACCGAUUUUAUAACAACGAAGAUUGCUAUGCUUUUUUCAGAUCCUUCGUUAUUUUACCUUAUAUAAUGGGCAACCCAUACCAAGAUGACAAUAACAACAAUAAUGUCGAUUCAAACACUUUCGGCAUAGCCAAUCCUCCACCACAUUUAGAUAUAAGCCAACUAGUAGAUGAUUUUGAAGUUGAAGCUUACAAAAAAAGAGCAUUGAAUGUUUUUAAAGAUUCAGUCAAUGAAUAUUGGCAAUCUGAGUUUCCCGAAGUCAUCGAAAUGGUUUAA
Messenger RNA from Kazachstania africana CBS 2517, 681 nucleotides. RefSeq lists its product as uncharacterized. NCBI's taxonomy places the organism in Eukaryota, Fungi, Ascomycota, Saccharomycetes, Saccharomycetales, Saccharomycetaceae. The record is from RefSeq and is a predicted model, not a curated record. The transcript has a single exon. The coding region runs from base 1 to 681 and encodes 226 amino acids.